AUGCUGGUGAGCUGGCGAAUCAGAGAUGAGGAAGCUUCAGCCACAGUGGUAUGGCCACAGCAAGUGGGUUGGUUACGCCAACAAUCCGGCUGUGGCUCGUGCGUCUGUCACCAUUGGGGGCUCCCUGAGCCAAGGACGGCGACAACCUCAACUGCUCCGCGCCGUCGCGAGAAAUCAGAGUCGGGUCGGCAGUGGACCCAACCCGCCAGGAUGAAUCGCAUAUCAAUCCUCUUGCUGCUUAUUUGCGGCUUGGUCGCUCUUGUCAGCGCAAACUCGCCGACGUUCUGCAAAUGCACCUGCUUCAAGAACAGCACCAUCGUCGCCCUAGGCCCCCAACACGCAGACGGUGACCCCCCCGGCAAAGUACCUCCUGCCUCCUCCCGCCGCGACGUCUCCUCUGCCGACAUCCACAAGCGCGCCGCCUCCUCCUCUUGCUCGCAAUGCACAAAGGCCUUUUGCCUCAGCCGCGGCAUCGACUUCUGCCGCGAUGCAAAAGACGAGGACGUUCAGACCAUGUGCUUUCAGCGCGAUAGCAACAAGGACCGCGUCAUCGUCUGGGGCUUUUUGCUGGGUACGUCGGGCCUGCUGGGCUGGGCCGUGUUCAAGAGGGCCAACGAGCUGCGCGAGGGGAAGCGAGCUGCCGAUGCUGCUGCUAGGAAUGGUGCGGAGAGGGGGGAUUAUAGUCAACUUUCGCCAGCGAGGCCGAAUUGA
Messenger RNA from Colletotrichum orchidophilum, 711 nucleotides. RefSeq lists its product as uncharacterized. Lineage: Eukaryota; Fungi; Ascomycota; Sordariomycetes; Glomerellales; Glomerellaceae. The record is from RefSeq and is a predicted model, not a curated record. Bases 1 to 711 code for a protein of 236 amino acids. The transcript has 2 exons.